AUGGCAUUUCAUGCUGAACACACAGGGGAAGGAGACCUCGAGGAGAGGGAGCAGAACCUCCCCUGGCUCUCCAAGCAGGGGCUCCUGGCCAUGAGUGGGAUGAUGCUCUGGAGGCAGCAGGUGUGUGCUGUGCUGAGGAUUCACCUGCUCAGGCUCAAGCACGAUGGAAAAUUCCUCAGGGGCAUAUUGCUGUUAUUUGGAAUAUUUGUCCUUCCACCACUGAUGGUUUUAAUGAUGUUUCAUCUGUGGCACACUGCCAGCAGCUGGGAAAUCUCAUCUAGCCAGUAUUUUCUUCCCACAAAAGAGAAAAUUCAAAAUAGGUCUACAAACCUCCUCAUCUUCAAUGACACAGGAUCAGAAAUCGAGGAUUUCAUUGCUGCUUUGAAGAUUCAAAACAUAACCCCAGAAAUAGCCUUGGAGAAAAACAUCACAAGCCUUCCAAAUUACAAUGGAGCUAUAAAAAUAUCCCUGGAAGGCAAGGGAGAAAACCCAGAGCUGAAGCACUACAUUUUCUUUGGCUUAUUCACCUACCUGCUGGUUUUGGCUGCUGGUUUGCCUCCUCUCUUUGCCAUGAGCAGCGUGGAGGAUUACAAGCUCCAGGCUCGCUCCCAGCUGCGGCUGGCGGGGCUCUUCCCCUCAGCCUACUGGUGUGGGCAGGCUCUGGUGGACAUCCCCUUCUUCUGGAGCCUCAUGUGCCUCAUGUUCGGGCUGCUGGUGCUCUUCACCCGCAUCUGCCCCUUGGAGAUCCGUGCUGUGCUGACCCUGCUUGUUUGCAUCUUUGGUUAUGGAAUAUCUCUUGUCCUCUUUGUUUAUUUAAUGGCCUUCAAAUUUCACAUGGGGCGAAGUAAUCGUUACAUUUGGUCCUUAACCUUCAUUCUGGUGAAUUAUGUUGCUUUUAUGCACAGUGACCAUCAUGAAGUGCUUUUCUACAUCUGCCUGCUGAUUCCUAUGUUUCCACCUGUGGGCUGGAUCAUGUUCUGUGGACUAAAUUUCCUCAUGUACCACGAUUUCAUCAUUUUUGAGAGAUGGAAUUACGUCUACAUGCCUGUCUUUGCACCAUACAUCCACUCUGUGGGUUUUGCUUUCCUCCUGCGCUAUUUGGAGAUGAGAUACGGAGAAGCAGUCCCAGGGUUUGAUCCCAUCUUCAGGACUUGGUUGUUGUCAAUGGUUUGCGCAAGGAAUACGAAGUCAAGACAGCCACUUCCAUCUUUAAGAAAGGGAAGAAACUUGCUGUCAAAAACCUCUCUUUUGGUGUUAAAAAAGGAGAAGUCUUAGGUCUGCUAGGACCCAACGGAGCUGGGAAAAGCACAACUCUGAACAUGAUUUCUGGAGGUGUAGCAGUGACUGCUGGGGAGGUGCUGCUCAGGGGCCAGGAUGAAGCCCCCCCAUGCCCGGGGUCCCUGGGCUGGUGCCCCCAGCAGGACCCUCUCUGGCCACACCUGACCGUGCUGCAGCACCUGGAGGCCUUCACUGCCAUCAGGGGAAUGAGGGAGGAAGAUGCUGCCCUUGCCAUCAGCUGCAUAGGAAGGACCUUGGAUCUCCUGAAGCAUUUCAAGACCCCAGCAAGGAGUUUAUCUGCUGGAGAAGCCAGAAAGCUGUCAUUUGCUCUGAGCAUCCUGGGAGGCCCAGCAGUGAUGCUUUGGGAUGAGCCCUCCGUGAGCGUGGACCCCAAAGGGCAGCGCCGCAUGUGGUGA
Molecule: messenger RNA, 1694 nt
Organism: Zonotrichia albicollis (white-throated sparrow)
Lineage: Eukaryota; Metazoa; Chordata; Aves; Passeriformes; Passerellidae
Source: RefSeq, a predicted model, not a curated record